Messenger RNA from Oreochromis aureus, 3353 nucleotides. RefSeq lists its product as uncharacterized. Bases 1113 to 2018 code for a protein of 301 amino acids. The record is from RefSeq and is a predicted model, not a curated record. Gene Ontology annotation, biological process: interleukin-15-mediated signaling pathway; positive regulation of ERK1 and ERK2 cascade; T cell activation. The transcript is spliced from 9 exons. Gene Ontology annotation, cellular component: membrane raft; external side of plasma membrane. Gene Ontology annotation, molecular function: protein tyrosine kinase binding; MHC class II protein binding. NCBI's taxonomy places the organism in Eukaryota, Metazoa, Chordata, Actinopteri, Cichliformes, Cichlidae.
UCCAUUACUAUUCGCAGGUGAAGCAAUAGGGAUACAGUCAACAUCACUCACCAUUACCUGCUGUUCUGCUGAGUGAUUGGGCUCCGGUUGUAGUGAGGAAUAACGGCGAUGGCGCCGCUUCCUCCUGGUGGCAGGGGCUGAGGUGACAGGAGAAACUGGUGAUGAUGGACAAAAGACGUCCUCGUCCUCAUCCCGCGACCACAUCGCUGCCAAGCAGGAGGCAGGUGACGUAGGCCCUGAGCAGCGAGUAGUGGAGCUCUGUGGCUGCGGUGCGAAAACGUCUCUCCCCUGUGGCGAUUGCUUCUGUGCGGCAGACGACUCCGCGGGGUGCUCCUUAUGUUGCUGCCGAUGCGACGGCCUAGGCGAAGAAUACUGGGCGCGGGCAAAGGCUGCAAGCUCCCGAGCUUGUAACACCUCAUGAGUUUCAUGCAACUGGUCCAUCAAGCCCAUAUAUUCUCUGAGCUGAUGCAGAUGAGGAUUCCCCUCCAGGAUCGCUUUGAUAGCUUUAAUCCCAACCGCCAUCACCUUAGCGUCCGUUGUGUGGGAAAUCCGUUUAACCAGACAUUGAAUACGGGAGAUAUCACACUCCCGGGACGAGUCCGCUGGGUCCAGGUUGUGGUCGCGUCGUUCUGUCAUGGCUGUGUGCAGGCAGGCAGAGAGGAAGGACCCAAAACGCAGGACUCACGGAAGCGAAAGUAACUCAGAAAGAACUGCUUUAUUGCAGGCUGCUUACCAAACAGAAGACUAACUAAACUGGAAAAUAUAAACUAAUAGGCAGGCAAGAACAGGAAACAGGACACACAGCGGAAACUGAGGGCAGCAGCAGGGAGAAUUUCAUGGUUUGAUCCACAAGUUGAAGCUGCAUCAUAUUCAUCCACAUUCCAGGAUGUCAGUGGGUCAGUUUGAGCGCUUGUUAGCAGCGCUGGGGCUUCAUCUGAGAAUGCAAAGAAAUCAUUUCAGAGUCAACUGAGUCAGAGCAGCGUGUAGCUGUGUGUCUGAGAUAAAUUCUUAAAUGCUAUGAACUGAUGUCACUAUGAGGAAGUGAGCAGGAAGUUGAUGCUGUAUUCAUCUCUGAGAGCAAGAACAGAGACUGAGAGAGACAGAGAAGCACGAUGGCUGCAUUCACAUGGAUUCAAAUGUCUUCAUUACUGAUACUGAUGCUUCAGUUUAAAGGAACAACUGAGCAACAUCAAACUGUCACAGCUGGACGUGGACAUGAUGUUACUCUGUCUUGUAAAAAUGUGAUACAAGGUCAGCAUAACUGUAUCAGUACUACCUGGAUCUUCGGUCAUUCAAGCAGUGCAGUAGCACUCUUUAACCUUGGGCAGAAUAAAGAAGCCAAACCUAAAUCAGACAGACUGAGUCUUUCUGCAGACUGUUCUCUGGUUAUAAAGAAGGUCACAGAUCAGGAUGUUGGUCGUUACACCUGCAGACAGUUCAAAACAGCAACAGGAUCACAAGAAGGUCCAGACUUUAACAUUCAUCUGUCUGUUAUUAACAGUGAAGAUGUGAAAACGACUAAAUCAACAACAGUGACGUUCACCACAAAAAACUCGUCAACAACAUCAACAACUAAACCAACUGGGAAAAUAACAAACAUAUGGACAACAAGAGCGGAAGUAAAGACAUCAGGAGUUCAGUCAGGUUAUAUCAUCGUUCUUGUGGGUUUAGUAACACUGUUCAUCAUUGUUGUGGUGAUCAUCAGAUGGAAGAAAAUUAAAGAAAACAAAACACAAUGUGGCAACAACACGGGACUGAGCUUAAACCCUGCAGAUACUCAGUCUGCUCCAGGAUCCAGUCAGGACACGGCUGAUGCCGAUGAUGGUGUUUCCUACGUCUCCAUCAGCUUCACCAAGAAGUCCAAGAAUAAAUCCAGGUCCCGUGGUGAUGAUGAUGAAGGUGACACUGUGACCUACAGCACUGUGACCUACAGCACUGUGAAAGCUUCCUCUUCACCUGCUGGAGUUUCCACUGAUCCCAACAACCUCUACUCCACCAUCAAUUACCCAAGGAAAUAGGAUGUUAGUCAUGCUAAGUUUUUUAACUAGAUAGAUAGAUAGAUAGAUAGAUAGAUAGAUAGAUAGAUAGAUAGAUAGAUAGACAUUUUUCAGUUCACUUAUUAGUUUUGGUAACUCUGAGUCAAACAUUAAGUCUGAUUAUGUUUACUUGAGAAUACAAAGACUGCAGGAUUACUUUUUCAUACCACUGCAUGUGCUCAUAGAUUCAGUGGGUUACUUUGAACAAGGUGAACAUUAUUACAUUGAAUAUUAUUACAUUAAUAUUCACCUUAAGGUUUCUUAAAUCGAUUUAGGUCAUUUUUUAAUUUUUUUUAAGUAGAAUAUAAAAACUAGUAAACAAAAAACUAAACCAACACAAAACACAACGUUACAAAUAGUGUACUAGUGAAAAUAACAUGUCUGUUUGCACAUGCCUAGUUUUUGGGAUUAAUUUCAGUGUUAACCAGAAUCCUUAAAUAGUAGUUACUGUUUCAGGGCUCUGGUGAUGAUGUCUUACUAUGCCGUGCUGACCUGCUUUCCACCUUCAUGGUACAGUAAGCAGAAUCUGAGCUUUUGAAUGCAUGCUAAACUUUUUGCUAUAAAUAUACCAACACUGCAGCAGUGCUUUCAAUGAUAUCCUGUGAUUACUGGAGUCAAUACAGUGACAUAAGUGUAUGGGUAAAAGUACACUUUGGUCUAUGCAGAGACAAAGUAUGUGAUGGAACAGCAUGGUUAGCAGGUGACACAGCAAAUGUUCAGACUCACAUAUGACAGUGUUAGAUGAAAAUAUUGAAAUAUUGAAAAUAUUCUGCACGUUCAUAUAAAUGAAUUAAUGAAACGCUUCACUAAUAUUAACAUUAUAAACGAUCACAGUAGUGAUCUCCCUAUGACUGUUAAAUUCUGGAGCAAUUAGCACUAAAAACAGAACUGUGUAAAUGUUAGACUUUUCAUUAGGCUGACAUGUAGUAGUAAUUACAAAGUGUGAAGUAUAAGUAAACUGUUUUCUUUUCCAGUUUCAUUAGGAAAUUUAUGAUUACUCACUGUUUGCACACCAAACUUUAUGGUUCUUUCCCCCCAGUUUCUUAAAUUCUUAAGGACAAUGAAUUCAAGAAAAAAAACAGCAAACAGACAUUUGUCACCAGCUGUCUUCAUGAGAAGUUCACAGAAAGAAGAAGUGCAUGAUAUGUAUGUGGUCAGCAUUAGAGGGUUAAACCUACACAGCUCUGCAUAUCCUCACCAAACCACUUCCCUUCAGAAACAAUACAUACAAAAAAAGAGACAGGAAAGAAAAGGUUCAAUGGGACCACCAAUAAAUUUUAAUGGGUUUUGUUGGUUGUUUUUGUGCGUUACUCUUUU